This is a messenger RNA of Homarus americanus (American lobster), 1496 nucleotides long. RefSeq names its product trafficking protein particle complex subunit 1-like (gene Bet5). NCBI's taxonomy places the organism in Eukaryota, Metazoa, Arthropoda, Malacostraca, Decapoda, Nephropidae. The transcript is spliced from 6 exons. Gene Ontology annotation, biological process: endoplasmic reticulum to Golgi vesicle-mediated transport. Gene Ontology annotation, cellular component: TRAPP complex. The coding region runs from base 271 to 708 and encodes 145 amino acids. The record is from RefSeq and is a predicted model, not a curated record.
CUUCAUACUUCCAUAUUGUAAAUUUGAACACAAUAUAUCAGCUUGAUGUUUAGAUUAGUUUUGUAAUAUAUGUCAGUUAAAUGCAUAAUUACAUAAGUAUACGACUUAUUGCAAAGAUAAAAAAUCAGACAUCAGCACAAGUGACGAACGCUGACGCCUCCAACUGACAGCCAAUACAAACCCAUCAGAGAACAUCAGAGGCUGAAUGUACAACAGGUAGUUGAGGCAGUACAAUAUUGGUAAUUCCUGUCAGUGUUUGCCAACACUGUAAUGACCAUCUACAACCUUUACUUGUUUGACCGGGACGGCCAACUUCUUCACUAUGCUGAGUGGACACGCAAUAAACAAUCUGGAAUGACAAGAGAAGAGGAAGCUAAGUUGAUGUAUGGAAUGAUAUUCUCAAUCAAAUCAUUUGUCACAAAGGUGUCCCCUAUAGAUCUGAGAGAAGGUUACCUCACCUACACCACCAACAAGUACCGUCUUAACCUUUAUGAGACACCAUCAAGAUUCAAGUUCAUUCUGAAUACUGAUGUUCAUGCUCAGGGCAUUAAAGAACUUCUCCACCAAAUAUACACACAGGUGUAUGUGGAGUAUGUAGUGUGCAACCCACUUUGUCAGCUCAAUAAACCCAUUGAGAGUGAACUGUUUGCUGCCAAACUUGAUGAAGUUGUUAAACAAAGUCCUGCAUAUGCAUCAAGACCAGCAUAGAUGAUAUGACAAUAUUUGUGGAAUUUAUAACGUCUCAUUAUACAGUAUUGUUAUAGAAACAAUAGAUAUUACUUCAGAGUAAGUGAACUGUCUUACAGUAUGAUAUAGCACUCUUGUUUUAAUUUACAUAAUAAUGUUCAAAGGAAUAAACGGGGGAAAAGAAGCUGAAAACUAUGGUUUGAACGUGUCUUUCUUAUUUUUGGAAUUGAUUUUUGUAAAAUUAAGGUCCAUGGUUCUGAUUUACAGUACAGCACAGUGUACAGUAUACAUAUACACAGUAUAUACUGUACAGUAUAUUGAACUGUAUGCAGAGGCAUUUACAUUAUUAAUACUGAAUAUUCCAAAUUUAUUAAAAACUGAUAAUAAAUGCCAAUAUAGACUGAUAUUUAUGCAAGUUUCAGAUUUCUGCACCAUUUUUUAACAUACUGUACGUGUACUGCAUAUAUUUAAUUUCAGUGUACUGUAUACAUUAAUUAUGAACACUAAAUCUAAAUUAACUGAACAUGCAGAAAUUAUAAUGACUUUUAGAUAGAUCUAAUCUGUACUAGUAUAAUACAGUACUGUACUGUAUACAUUUCAGUAGGUAUCCCUCGUUUAAUGUUGGGGUUGUGAUCUUGAAAAACCUAGCGUUAAGUGAAACUCGCUAAACAAGGGGUAACAGCAAAGUACGGAAGGUGAACAACAGAUUCAAACAGCAGGGUGGUAAACACUAAGUACAGUAGUAUACUGUAAUUUACUCCCAAAUAAUAAUAAUAAACGAGUUUGUUAUAAACGUUUUUAAAGUUAAA